CUGCAACGUUCAAUUUGCGCGCUGCAUAUUGGACUGGAAACUUGUGGCAGUUGUGGCUUCCCAUGUAGAUUUUAAUAUUUUAUGAAUCGUGGACUACCUUGUGCUGCCCAGCUGGCCUGCAAUCAGCUUGCAAUAGUACGAUCUCGAUAAGCUUUUGAGACUGGCUCGAGUGCAAGUGAUAAUUCUGAUGCCAAGAAUCUUUCCCUCAUGUGAUGAGCAGCGCAUGUGAGGAUUCGUGUCCUUGGACGAACUAUUUGUCGGAGGCGAUCAAUAAAUGCGUGCUCAACCUGUUAUCACUGCUGUCGACGACAUUCGGUCUAACCUUCAAUUUCAGCGACAUCGUCAUCCUCGAUGACGAGACGUCGUCGAGGCUCCGCGAGUUCCUCCACGAACUGAUAGCGUUGCUGUCAUUCGACGAUUUUCAGCUGCAGCUGCUCAAAGUCUUCCUGUUGACGUUCUUAAGCAGCGUGGCGUUGAUCUUCGUCGCCUGGCACAUUUACGGUUCCAGAAUCACGGAGCAAUUCAUGAAGACAGGUAAGAUCGCGCGAGCACAAAGCUUUUUUCUGUUUU
Wasmannia auropunctata (little fire ant) is the source of this 570-nucleotide messenger RNA. RefSeq lists its product as uncharacterized. The annotation marks the transcript as partial. The transcript has a single exon. The record is from RefSeq and is a predicted model, not a curated record. Lineage: Eukaryota; Metazoa; Arthropoda; Insecta; Hymenoptera; Formicidae.